This is a messenger RNA of Nothobranchius furzeri (turquoise killifish), 3759 nucleotides long. The record is from RefSeq and is a predicted model, not a curated record. Lineage: Eukaryota; Metazoa; Chordata; Actinopteri; Cyprinodontiformes; Nothobranchiidae.
ACCAUAAUGCACUGGGGUCACGCGCUUCCGGUCCUGCGCAGUUUCUGGAGCGGAUUGGAACCCGGAGUCAGGAUUCGAUAAAUGAAGGGUGUUUUGCAGCAAAGGCUGGCAUGAUGACUCAACAGACACCAGAGGAGCUCUUCUGGUGUGAGGACUGUGGUCAGUACCAUGACUCUGAGUGUCCUGAGCUGGGACCCCUGGUCACCGUCCCAGACUCCUUCGUGCUGAGCCGGGCUCGGUCUUCUCUACCAAACAGCCUGGAGAUCCGAGAUGCAGAUAAUGAGGAGGAGGGUGUGUUUGUGCUCCAGCGGCUCGUCAAAAGAACCCGAUUUGGGCCCUUUGAGGCCAAAAGGGUUCCCCACCUGGAGGCAGAUGGAGCAUUUCCCCUGAAGAUCUUCCAGAGGAAUGGGGCGGUGGUGUGUUUUGACUGCAGCAGUGAGGACGACUGUAAUUGGAUGAUGAUGGUGCGACCCGCCACUGAUCACACACACCAGAAUCUCACAGCGUACCAACAGGAUGAUGACGUUUACUUCAACACCUCACAGGACGUGCUGCCAGGAACAGAGCUGAGGGUGUGGUACGGAGCUUUCUAUGCUAAGAAGAUGGAGAAACCGAUGCUGAAGCCUCCGUUCCCUCCUCAAGAAAGCCCAGAGAAACUUCAAGCCCACGAUCCUGUUGUGACUGAAGACUCCACUGCAGGUGUCCUGCUGAGUCAGGUAGCAGCUGGUAACAUGCUGCUGCACCAGAAGGAGAGCAUGCUUGAUCCUGAUGCUGGGGAGGAAACGGGGCCUCCUGCAACUCCGUUUGGUCACAGGAGAGGGAGGGGUCGAGGGAGGAGGGCCAGGGGCCGCAGGCGUGGAGCUGCUGCUGCUGCUGCUAAAGGCAAAGAGGUGAAGAGCCCGGUCGAAGGCUCAGAGCUGCAGGUGCCAGACGUGGCGGCGGCAGCAGCAGAGAGCAGCAGCAACCCGCAGUGUUCUGCAGAUGGCUCGCUUGUUCUAAAGAGACACAAAAGCAGAGAGCACAGGAGGGUUUACCGCUGCUCCCUCUGCAACAAGAUCUUCCAGAACAGCAGCAACCUGAACAGACACAUCCGCUCUCAUGGUGACAAGCUGUUCAAGUGUGAUGAAUGCGAUAAAUUAUUCAGCCGAAAGGAGAGUCUGAAGCAGCACAUCUCUUACAAACACAGUAAGACCAUGGAGGACCAGGACUACAAAUACAAAUGCAACACAUGUGAGAAGUCUUUUCGUCUGGAAAAUGCUCUGAAGUUCCACAACUGCCGCACCGAUGAUAAGACGUUCCAGUGUGACAUCUGCUCACGGUUCUUCUCCACCAACAGCAACCUCUCCAAGCACAAAAAGAAGCAUGGUGAGAAGCUGUAUUCCUGUGAGAUCUGCAACAAGAUGUUCUACCGCAAAGACGUGAUGCAGGAGCAUCACAGGAGGCACAGUGUGGGAGCUAAACAGUUGAAAAAAGAGGAGCUGGAGGCUAAUGGAGAAGAAGGGAGCAAGUAUAGGAAGGAGCCAUCCCCAUGUCCCAUCUGCACCAAGGUAUUCUCUUGCAGGAGUAACAUGAACAAGCACUUGUUGACUCACGGUGAUAAAAAAUACACCUGUGAGAUCUGCGGCCGGAAGUUCUUCCGUGUGGAUGUCCUCCGAGACCACAUUCAUGUGCACUUCAAGGAUAUUGCUCUGAUGGAUGAACAGGAGAGGCAGGAUUUUAUCCGGAAGAUUGGGAUCUCCGCCGACGAUAGUGACGUUACAGAUGAUGAUGAAGAAUCGGAAGAUCCUGAACAGCACAAGUACAACUGCAAGAAAUGUCAACUGUCGUUUGCCAAGGGUAAAGAGUACCUGAAGCACAUCACAGAGCAGCACAAGGAGAAGGGCCACAGCUGUGGCAUUUGUAACCGACACUUUGCACUGAAGGCCACCUAUAGUGCUCACCUGGUCAUCCACAGAGAGCAGCUGCCUGACCCCGCCGUGCAGAAGUACAUCCAUCCCUGUGAAGUCUGUGGCCGAAUCUUCAACAGCAUUGGGAACUUGGAAAGGCACAAGAUAAUCCACACAGGAGUGAAGAGCCAUUGUUGUGAGAAAUGUGGAAAGUCUUUCGCCAGGAAGGACAUGCUAAAGGAGCACCUCAGGGUUCACGACGACAACCGUGACUACCUGUGUGCAGAAUGUGGGAAAGGUAUGAAAACCAAACACGCUCUGAGGCACCACAUGAAGCUCCACAAGGGCAUCAAAGAGUACGAGUGCAAGGAGUGCAACCGCAAGUUCGCCCAAAAGGUCAACAUGCUGAAACAUUACAAAAGACACACAGGUACUAAAGACUUCAUGUGUGAACUGUGUGGGAAGACCUUCAGUGAGAGAACGACCCUCGAGACGCACAAACUGAUCCACACAGUGGGUAAAACGUGGAAGUGUCUGACGUGUGAUAAGAAGUACCUGACUGAGUACAUGCUGCAGAAACACGUCCACCUGACCCAUGAGAAGGUGGAGGCCCAGUCGUGUCACCUGUGUGGGACAAAGGUGUCCACCCGUGCCUCCAUGAACCGCCACCUGCGACGCAAACACCCAGAGGUGGCUUCUGCCCGGAUUGAUGAGUUUGAUGAUCUUCAGGAAAAUUCAUCCAUCAGCAUCAUACAGCCGCCCCUGUCCCUGGAGAAGGACAGCACGACUCAGGGCCGCCACUGCCGGCCUUCUCGGCAGCCAAAGAAAAGGCUGAGAGUUCCGGUGGAGCCGGAGCUCUCUGAGUCCGAUGAUUACGUGGAUUUUCCCGAGCCGAGGCAUCAACCCCUUCCGGAGUUCAGCACGGUCAUUGUUGGGGAGGAGACGGAGACUAGCUCUGCUGUGCAGAGCAUACAGCAGGUGGUGGUCCUGACAGACCCCAGUGCGCCAUCGGCCCCCUCCCCCAGCAGCUCAGUGGGGCUCACAGUCACACCCAUCACCAGCCACAGCUCUACCCAGUUCACCAGCCUGCAGCCUGUAGCCGUGAGCCACCUAAGCACCAGCGACCGCCCUCUCACCUUGGACAGCUCCAUCCUCACCGUCACCUUCGACACCGUGAGCGGCUCCGCCAUGCUGCAUAACCAACCCUCAGAACUCGUCCCAGAGGCCAUGGGUCCUGCCGGCACCUCAGCACCCCACUCUGUUGCCCACUUCAUCAAUCUCGCCACCCUGGUCAAUCCCAUGGGCCACCCGCUGGAUGCUCCGACUCUGCCUUGGAGGCCUGUGCCGGCAGCCGAGAGCAGCCAAGUCACCCCAGUGGUGGAGGGGGCCCAGGGGGAUGGUCAGGGUCCAGAGCCCGGACAGAGCAGCCAGAGUCAGACGUCCAUCCCACAGCAGCAGAGUGGCUCCCACCAGAUGUUCAGCUACUGAGCACACACCGGGGUGCAGGUCACCUCAUUGUUUCACAGAUUAGAUUAUUUCUUUUGGACUGAACAGAACUUUAAUCAGGGUCACCCAGAGGGCUCCCCAGUCGUUUUUAGUUCCCUUUGUGUACAGAUAAAGCAGCGGCUGCUAACAAUGUACGAAAAGAUGAGAUAAGCAGUUCAGAUCUAGAAUCCGCUGCUGAAACCAAAGCACCGUCUGAAGGAUCCCCACGCCUCAUCAUCCCUGAUCACCUCUGUAGGAAGAAAAAACACUCCUGGUGGGAGGAGGGAUGUGGAGGUGUGGUCAGAACUCUGGUAGAUCCAAUCAUCAGUUAUGUAAGCUAAUUAUUGUUUAUCUUAAAGAAGAAACUGGGUUUUCUAUUAUUUUUAAA